Molecule: messenger RNA, 1077 nt
Organism: Heteronotia binoei (common prickly gecko)
Lineage: Eukaryota; Metazoa; Chordata; Lepidosauria; Squamata; Gekkonidae
Gene: POP7
Product: POP7 homolog, ribonuclease P/MRP subunit
Exons: 2
Coding region: 99-485 (128 amino acids)
Biological process (GO): tRNA 5'-leader removal
Cellular component (GO): ribonuclease MRP complex; nucleus; nucleolar ribonuclease P complex
Molecular function (GO): nucleic acid binding
Source: RefSeq, a predicted model, not a curated record
GCCUCUGCCUGCCCCGCCCCCGCCCCGCGUUGCAGCAGGAAGCGGAAGAGGCGCCGGAGCGCGUGCGCGGAGCUGCUGCUGGCCUGCAAAGAGCUGCCAUGGCCGAGUUGGGCCGCCCCACUGAGACGGAGUGCGCCUUGCGCCGCUGCCUACCCCGGCGUCUACCCCGGCGCCGCAACGACAUCUACGUCAACAUGAAGACGGACUUCAAGGCCCAGCUGAGCCGCUGCCAGAAGCUGCUGGGCCCCGGCGGGGGCUGCUCCGAGAUCUGCAUCCACGGUCUGGGCCUGGCCAUCAACCGCGCCAUCAACAUCGCCCUGCAGCUGGAGGCCACCGGUGGAGGUUCCCUGUGCUUAGCAGCCAACACCUCCACGGUGGAGCUGGCCGAUAUCGCCGAGCCGGAGGGGGACAGUGACGAGCCCCUGGCCAGGACACGGAACAACUCUGCCAUCCACAUCCGGGUGUGCCGUGUCACCCCAGAGUGACCUCAGUUCCUGCGGGCUCCUGACUCUGCUGUGGGGUGGGAGGAAGGGGGCUCCCUGCCUUCCUAGAAGCACUGCUGGCCGCACACUGGCCAUGGCACACCAGCCCUCUUCCCCCCCGUCUUUGGAGGCUCCAUAUCCAUCAGGAGGGGCAUGUUACGAACCCCCCCACACACACACACUCUGAUCUGAGGAGCCAUUUCCUUACCUGGCUCUGUUGGACAGUUCCCCUCUUCUCUGGUCUGCGUUGGACAUUGUGGUCAGAAGAGCCCUCCCACUCCCCCCAAGGUUUGUCCCUCUUCCGCACCCAGAAGGGAACUGAAACCCAGACGAGGGUUCAACCGCCUCCUGGGGAGGAUCAGGCUGGUUUUCCUGGCAUCAAAGUGGACUUGAGGCUAAAGGGCAGCUGUUUCAUUCGUCUACAGAGAGUUUGUGGGGAGAGAGCGCGCUUUGGGGGCUGGAAUGCGGCCUGUGUGUCUUCGGGUGGGGUGCAUCUUCUCUGGGUGCACAUCCCAGACUGUGUGUGUGUGUCUUUGUAGCAGUUCAGAUUGAGGUUGUGGAUCUUCUGCAGAUCAUGAGAAUAAACAGUUCUCCA